AUGGAUCGGGAGAAGCUUAUGAAGAUGGCCACUGCCGUCCGCACCGGCGGCAAGGGCACCGUUAGGAGGAAGAAAAAGGCCGCUCACAAGACGACGACGACCGACGACAAGAGGCUAUCAAGCACUCUGAAGCGCCUUGGAGUGAACACGAUUCCAGGGAUUGAAGAGGUCAACAUUUUCAAAGACGACACUGUCCUCCACUUCUCCAACCCUAAGGUGCAAGCGUCCAUCGGAGCAAACACAUGGGUUGUCAGUGGCGUACCCCGGGAGAAGAAUCUCCAAGAACUGCUGCCUGGCAUCAUCAACCAGCUUGGCCCUGACAACUUGGCUGGACUGAAGAAGAUUGCUCAGGAGUAUCAGAAGGCGGGUGAGGCUGCCGCUGCUGCCGGGGCUGCUGCUGAGGAUGACGACGAGGUGCCGGAGCUGGUUGAGGGGGAGAACUUCGAGGAUGCUUCCAAAAAGGAACCAGCAGCUGCAGAGGCUUGA
Molecule: messenger RNA, 486 nt
Organism: Closterium sp. Naga37s-1
Lineage: Eukaryota; Viridiplantae; Streptophyta; Zygnematophyceae; Desmidiales; Closteriaceae
Source: the annotation of a GenBank genome assembly